GUACCAUGAACGUUUCACACUCAAAUAGCUCAAAGUCCAUAAACCAGAAAGCGACGGUUGCAGCGCUGGAGAAGUGAAAGUAACAGAGACAAGUUCACAUUAAAAGAAAGAAUAAGAUACAAGGACAAACCGCUGAAUUCUGCACGGGCUUAUUUCAGCUUUUGCACGCGCGCAGCUGGUAUGUUGUGUUUCCUGUUUCUGAAGUUCACUCGAGUCUCGCUUUAAAUGCUUUGGAUCCGGUGACAGCUUCGACACAAACACAGCAAGAGACGCGACAGACAUGGAGAAUGGGAAGAGCCGCCUGGAGCAGACCCAGGAGGAGGUGGAGGAGGUGAAGGUCAUCAUGCUGGACAACCUGAAUAAGGCUGAAGAGAGAUCUGGCAAACUUGGCGAACUGGAGGAUAGAGCUGAUGUGCUUCUGGAAAAGAGUAAAGCUUUUCAAAAGACCUCCAACCAGGUGAAGCAGCAGAAAAGAUGGGAAAACAAGAAGAUGAAAGUGGUGUUCAUUGCCAUCGGUGUGGUAGCAGCACUUGUCAUUAUUGGACUUAUAAUCUUUGCCAGUGUCGGACAGUAGCUCCUUUGCAGAUGAAAAAAAUUGGAAUUGGACCUGAGGGACAGGAAGUGGACAAAGAUAAAAGAGGAGUCAAACUCUGGGACUCCUGCAUCUUGCCUGAACUGCUCAGUCUGUGAUAUUUCUGGGUUUAAAGAUAUUUAUAGGAGUAUACAUUUGUGUCUUCAAUUAAUAUGGUACCAUUGAUUGCUCAGCUGCCUCUUAACUUCUUUUAUAACUUUUCAGCCCUGUCUCUGUCUGGCACACAUUUACACUGACAGACCCACAAGUUUACAUGUUGGUUGAAAGUCUUUGACGUCCAUUGAACUGAGUAAAACCUGUCCACUACCCUCCCUGCAGAAACUCACAAUCAUAAAGGUUUGUUAUAAUCUGAUCUAAAUAAAAAGUGAUCUGGCAUCACAUCACCUCUUACAGGAAAACUAUGAAUUGCUAAUAUUUUAAACAAACAUCAUUAGGUUGCUACUAUUAGACUAUUUGUUUGUACAUAGUGGUUCACAUUGCAGAGCACUCAGAGGAGCAGAAAAUUGCCAUCCCUGAACCGAAGACAGAAUCCAAGUCACUGACGAGUCAGUUGUUGAUUUGGUGAGUGACGAGCAGACGGAGGAGAAAACAGAACAGAUGCCAAAUUUGGUAAAUAUGUAGAUAGCUUCAAAGAAUGAACUGAUGUAACAUAAAAUUUCAGCUGUAAAAAAUGAAAUGUUCUCAAAGUUACCUGCAUAAUUAAAAUGUGUUAUGACGUUA
This is a messenger RNA of Lates calcarifer (barramundi perch), 1312 nucleotides long. It is a transcript of the gene vamp5, whose product is annotated as vesicle-associated membrane protein 5. Gene Ontology annotation, molecular function: syntaxin-1 binding; SNAP receptor activity. The transcript is spliced from 3 exons. The coding region runs from base 281 to 574 and encodes 97 amino acids. Gene Ontology annotation, cellular component: plasma membrane; SNARE complex. The record is from RefSeq and is a predicted model, not a curated record. Lineage: Eukaryota; Metazoa; Chordata; Actinopteri; Centropomidae. Gene Ontology annotation, biological process: vesicle fusion; vesicle-mediated transport; SNARE complex assembly.